Scylla paramamosain (green mud crab) is the source of this 8745-nucleotide messenger RNA. RefSeq names its product serine-rich adhesin for platelets-like. NCBI's taxonomy places the organism in Eukaryota, Metazoa, Arthropoda, Malacostraca, Decapoda, Portunidae. The record is from RefSeq and is a predicted model, not a curated record. The transcript is spliced from 13 exons. Bases 289 to 7734 code for a protein of 2481 amino acids.
AUGGGGUAACUAGUACGCUGUUGGCGGCGGUGUGCAGAAUAUUGUGUUAGUGUUGGGAUCAAUGAAAUUCACUUGGGACGCCUAAAAGAACUCAUGUGGGCAAGCCAGCCAGCUAGCCAGCCAACGAGGACAGGCGGUGCGGGACGAUCCUCUCUCUGCAGCAAGUUCCUCAUUUCUGAUGGAUGUGGAAGAAGGAUACUGAAGGGACAUAUCUCUCAGCCGUAAUGGUCAUCAGUUUCCAAGAAUGCUGAAUUAUUGUUUCCUGCGGCAAGAGAGCAAACAUUAUCAAUGAAGAGCCUUGCGAAGAAGCUGAGCAGCUGUGUCCUGCCAGGGGACCAGUUGCUGCCUCUACUGGAGGCACAUAUGACUAAGAAGCACAAGAAGUGUGACCUGCCAUGGGUGGAGAUGGUCAAGCGGCUGCUGACCAAAGCUGUGGAUGAGGACAAUGGGAUGCUGUUUGAAAAUGCUGCCACUUUUAUAAAUAUUCAACUGAGUGAGACAGUGAGGAAAGGCCUUAAGAAUCCCAGUCAGUUUGGCCAGAAGUACUCAGACAUCCUCAACAGCCUGCUGACCCACCUACACUUAAUCUUGGAGGACACAAAUUUGCAGGUGGUGGAGAUACACACCCUGUCAUCCCAGAUCCUUGCCGCUGUCAUUGAUAUGAGCAUUGCUGCAUAUAAGAAAGGCGAAGAAGCAUCUCUGGUGGCCAAGAUCUUUAUGAAACUGACUAUGAUUCUUGGUUAUUCCCAAGAGCAUCUCCUUGAUGCUCUCCUUCACUGCAAGACUCUCAUCCACUCUCGCUUACGGCAGCCUUCAAUACAAGUGCCACUGAUCAAGCGUUUGUUUUCAUCAAUCAGGAGUGGACAAACUAUGGCUCCAGUGUUGUAUUUGAAGUACUUACUACUGGGCAAACUGUGGCUCUUCAUGACAGAGAAGAAAGAACUUGGGAAGACAAGAACGUAUAUUGCCAAGGUGCUGAAACUUCCUGAGAAUAUUCCUGAUUGGGCAGAGAGGGAGAGAGUAUCAUGGCUUGGCCUGUCCCAGUGGAGCACUCGUCUCAUCCUGAAAAGCAUGACUCUCCGUGGGGCACAUCAGACUUUCUAUGGAGACAAGUAUGAAGAGAUCAGAGCAGGUGUUGAUUACCUGUUUAAGAAGGAAAAAUCCCCAAAGGCUGGCUCAUCAAAAUCUUGUACAAAUAAAAGAAUGACUGGAAAAGUUCAAACAAAUGACCAUGAAGAGUUUCCUAGACCUCCAUUUUCAGAGAUGAGCAGUGAUGAAGAUGUGAAACUGGAACUUGAGAUUGUGAAUGUAAUUAAUGAUACUACUGAUGAAGAACCUUUACCAUGCAGCUCAAGAAGUAAUGACAGUGAUAGAAAGCAGAAAAAGAAAAGGAAAUCCAAAGAAGUUCUUACUCCAAAGGGAAAGAAAAGAAAGGUAUCAAACCAUGUGGAGGAAGAAAAUGAACUUCCUGCAACAAGUAAGAGCAUAUCCCUUAUGAAGACCAAAUCUGGACUCUCUAAAUCCUCAGUGAAUAAGAAAGUGUGUAAGCAAAAGAAAACAGACAACAUUUGUUAUAAAAUUACUGAAGACUCGCCAGAAGUGCCAACUUCACUGACAGACAGUAAAGAGAGUAUGAAAGAAGAAAUCCAGAAAGUAGAUAUAAAUAGCCAUGUUGCUGAUGAAGGAAGUUCAUUCAGUAACAAAAGUAUUAAGAAGAAAGGAACAAAGAGAAAAUCAGUGGAGGUCUUAGAGCAGAAAAGAAAGAAAGGAAAAGUUCAGAACUAUAAAGAGGACAAAGAAACUGAUGCAGCUUUAACAAAUAAAGCAGAAACGAUAAAACUUAAGAAGAAAAGUAAGAAAACUACCAAAACUAUGAUUGGAAGUUCAAUCAGUAGCAGUGAAAAACAUGCUCAUCUAAGUAAAGCAGAUGAAUCAGAUGUCUUGCCAGACACUGAUCACACUCUUGAACACAUCAACUUCAGCCAUCCAGUUGAAGAAAAGCUAGAGACUUUAGAGAAAGCAAGGAAGAAGAAAUCUAGAAAAAGACCCAAAUUUACUGUGAUGGACAAAGAAGACUUGAGAGAUGAGAUCAGAAAAAAUAGCUGCCAAUUUGAUGAAGUUUGUGAAUAUUCUGGUGAUGCCGCCUCCUUGGGAACCUCAAGCAAAACACAGGAAAGGAAAAGCUCAAGAAAACAAAAACUUUCACUGAAGCAAAAAAGAAUAAGAAGAAAAAGCAUGAAUUUUACAGUGACUGAUUUAGAAGAAUUGAGAGACAAUUUCAUUGUAGAAGAAUUUGAGAACAAUAACAAUACAAGUAUUAGGGAGCUAAGUGUAAAUGAAGACAAUGAGAUAAAAGCAGUAAAUAUUAUGCCAAUGGAAGAACAAGUCAUAAGCAGUGAGAAAAAGGCAAGCACCGACUCUCAUGAAGAAAUUUGCAAUGAUGCUUCUGCAGCUGAGUAUCUUAGAGUGCACAGUGUGAAUACUGAUGCACAUGGUAACAGCUCAGAAGACAGUAGUGAUUAUGACCGAGGUGAUGGUGAUGAGGAUAACGAUUUUGAACAUGGUAAAGCCAAAUUAGAAUUGGAAAAUUCAACAGAGUGUAGGAAAGAAGAAGACAAUUUGAUUAAGGAGAACAGUACAAAGGACCAGGCUAUUCAUAAGGUUGAUACUGAGCCCAAUGAUGAAUCAAACAGCAGUAGUAAAUAUGCAGAUGAGUCUGAUAAGGGAACACUUGUGGAGGCAAAAUCUAACACAGCUGAUACAUCAGAAAAUGACACCAGUAAAGAACAUCAGGAUGAUUCCUUUGUGGUUGAAAGUGAUGCAGAUGUUAGUUGUGAAGAAAUCCAGUUAGAGAGUGAAAAUACUGAAGAUAAAGUUACUAUUGAUGUUGUCACUGGUAAUGAAAACAGAGAUGGUGAAGUAGUUCUUGAAAAUGGGCCAGAUGAGGUGAAGGAUGAUUGUGAUAGUAUUCUUAGCACAAAUAAAAGAAGUAAUGUAUUUACAAAAGAUGAUGAUGAAAUCGCUAGUAAUGCAUCAGAACAACUGCUGAAGGAGUCUUGUAACAAUACUGAAGAAUAUGAAAAUGUAAUUGAUGAGGAAAGUAAUUUAGUAGAUGACAUCAUCAUCACAAAGUGCAUAGUACUAAAUCCAGAAAGCAAAGUUAUAAAGAUUGACAACAGCACUGAGGAGGAGACAGUUACUCUCAUCACCAGUGACCAAGAUGAAGAUGGCAAGGAUACUACUCUGGAGGCUGCAGAUCAUUGUGGCCACCAUGAUGAAGAUAAAGAAGAUGAUUCCAAGAUUUCAAAUAGCUUUCAUGAUAUCACAGUUCUUGAAUCUGGAUGCGAAACCAAAGUCAUCAUGGGAAGCAUUUCAGAGACUAGCGACGUAUCACAGUACAGUGUAAGAGACGAUGAAAGUGUUAUUCUCAAAGCACCAGAGUCAGACCAGGCUAUCACUUCUUGUAAAGAGUCCAAUGAAGUGUCUACCAUAGAAGACACCAAAGGCUUUAUUGUGUUAAAGGAGGAGCCAGUAGUGACAGAGGUUGAGGACUCACUGGAAGAAGUGAAACAGGAAGGAGAGAUUAAAACAUCUCCCAUUAAGAUGUCUCCCAUUAAAAUGUCUCCCAUUAAAACAUCUCCUCUUAAAGCAUCUCCCAUUGAUGUAAAAGAUACAAGCAUGAUGGCAGAAGUAUCUCCCAUCAAAACGUCUCCCACUGAUACAAAAGAUGCAAGCAAGACACCACUUGUGCAUCGUCGUAGAAGUAGUGAACAAAGUAAAGAUGCAGUGCAGGAUCCUGUCUCUAGAAUGAUGAAUAACUUGUAUAAGUCAAAUACAGUAAAGAUAGAUAACAGUGAAAAAGAAGGAAGCAAUAAUGAAGUUCAGAAUUCAGAGCUUCUCAAUGGUCAUGAAAAUGCAAUAAGUGAUGAUGAUGAUAAAUCUGUGAUUGUGGAUGAAGAUGAAGAAAUUGAAAGUAUGUUGCAGAACAUUGUGAAGGACACUGGUCGGCCAUCAAGCAUUCAUGGCUUGAGGGAAAGACUCCUCAGUGAAUCAUCUGUGAAGAACGAACAGGAGAACUCAGGUCAUGAUGUACAAGAUGACAAAGAAUCCAUUAAAAACAGUGAAAUGUCUCUAUGUGCUUCCCAAGUCAAAACUUCUGACUCAGCCAGUUAUCCAUUGCUGGAAUCCACAGAAGCCAUGAGUAGUAAAUCUGUGACUCAUAUAGAGGAUCAAAAAGACACUGAUAGCCUGUUAGACACCAUUGUGAAGGAUGAGAGCCGGCUGGCAGAAAUUCGUGGGCUGCGAGAGCCACUCUUUUUAAAAGCUUUUGUGUUAAAUGAAAGUAUGGAAAUUUCUGAAUGUGGCAAAGAUAGCAAAGAAACAACAAGAGAGAACAGUGCCUCCCAUUUUAACAGUCAAAUUGAAAGAGGUGAAGGCAGUCCCAAAAAUUCACAUCUUCUGGAUGAUGAGGUAUUACCAAGUAAUGAUACAUUGUCAUCUGAUACUACGAAGAAGAACAAGGAUUUAAAGGACGAACCUUGCACUUCUGAUAAUGGUAAGCGUUUAACUACAGGGAAUGAUUUAAGCAUCCCAAAUGAUAAUGAAGCAAAAAAUAUUGAUUAUAGUAGCAGAGAAGUUACAAGAGACAAGGAUCAAGAGACCAGUGAUGAUAAGCAUUUUAAAAAAACAGAACAUGAUAAUGUUCUGAAUGAUGAGUUUAUGUACAUUACUUCCAAUAAUGCAGGUAAAGAAAAUUAUUCAGCCUCAGUAGAGGGAAUGAACACAAUAGAAGAAGCUUCCCCCAAAACAUUAGACACUGAAUCAGUAGAAACAAAUGAAGCAGAGGGAUUGUCAGACAUCAAUACAUCAACAGAUGGUAGUCUCUCUUUAGCUCUGAAAUUGAGCAACACAGAAGAAAUAGAAUCAGUUAUGGACGAAUCAAGAGACAAGUGUAUAGAGGGAGCAGAUGAAGCCUACGAAGCAAGCAGUGAUGCCUCGGAGGACCCGGCACCCAGGACUCGAAGACGAAGCCGUUCUCUGAGAAAGUCGUUUGCUCAGCAGGAGCUGCAAAUGGCUUCUGAUUCAGACUCAUCACCAGUGCGAGCUUUCCAUCGGAGAGGGUCAGCUUUAAAUGCUGCAGGACAACAGAGAUCAAAAAGGAGGAGAAGCCAGAGCUGCUCUUUAGAAAGUGUGUCCACAGCACCAGACACCCAAAACAAGACACAAACUUUAGAAAAAUCUUUAAAUAAAAUUUUCACUUUAGAAAAAGAGUAUACAUUCAGUGAGACUUUCACAGUAACAAGUAAAAAUAUAUCUUAUUCCAAAGCUUCUGCACCAAAAGACAUAAAUAUUGAUUCCAGUGAGGAAAAGACUCUUGUGGCCUCAAAUGAAAGCAACCAAGAUGUGCUGCCUGCAGAAUCGGAUAAGACUCCUAUUGUUAAAAACACAGAGGAUACUCCUCAUGUCUCAAUGGAAACUGUUGUGACUGAGACAACAGAAACUGAUGCAAUGGAAUCCUCUUCCAAAGCACUACCACCAAGCUCACAAAACAAGGAACCACUUCAUGGGUUGACCUUAGCAAAGAGGAGUAUUUCCUCAUCUUCUGACACUACACUGAAAGAACUUCCCAACAAACCUUCAAGCCCAUUCAAGCCCAAUUCAGAUGAUGUAAGUCAGAUUGAAUCAUCUGGUCACAGUAAAAAUGAAGUACCAAGUAAAGUUAUGGAAGAUACAACUGCUCAGUCUAAUACAUUACUUAAUAAAGGAGAGACAGCUUCCUCCAAACUUGAUGUUCUUUCCAAUGAAAUUUCAUGUAAAUCCCAAGACUGUGAAAUAUUAAUUAAGGAACAGAAUUCAUUAACAGAAGAAGAGAGCCAAAAGUCUUUGGAUGCCAUUAAAGAUUCAGAAAAUCAAGAGCCUCUGUCUGAAGUCCCCAGAAUGAAAGAACAUGAUACAAGUGACAAGGCAGGUCUUGCAGAGGACAUUGAAAAUGGAACUGAGCAUGAAGAAAUUAGAAACAAUGCUGAAUCUGCUCAAGUCUCUGAAAGUGAAACUCAACAUGAAGAAAUGAAAAAAGAUGCUGGAUCUUUUCAGAAUUUAGAAAAUGGAAUUGACCAUGAAGAAACUGGACAAGUUGAUCGCUCACAAAAACAUAUUGAUGAGGAAUUAAACCAAGGAAUGGCUGAAGGAAUUUAUGAAGGUGAAGAAGUAGAAGUUCUGUCCACAUCAGGAAUUGAAGAAGAGGAUGAAAAAGAAACUGUAGGAACAACACCAGAGGGUAUUGAUAACAGAGAUGUUGAAGAUAGAAAAACUGACCUUUUAAUCUCAAAGAAGUCAUUGAGGUCCCACAUACGGCAGCUGUGCUUGACAAAGGAUGGGAAAGAUGUGAGCAGUGACUCAGGAAGCAAGGAUGGUAGACUUGCUCAGAUUCCAGUGGGCAAAGCUCAGUGUUUAUCUCAGGUAGCUCUUACAAAAGAAGUACUCAUCAGUCCUGAUGUUAGUGAUGAAGAGUGUGAGCUUGUCUCACCGGGAGUAGAUCUCAGUGAUGCCAAAGUCCCUAUUGAAGUGGAUGCCUUAGAUGACAGUACUUCUCAAAAGAAUGUCUCUCUAUGUUUCUCCAACCUCAAUCUGCAGAAAAGCAGUGGAGGUAUUAACUCACCUCAUAAGACCAUACCAGAAGAACAAGAUGAAACCACUAUCCCUAAAAGCUCAUCAGAUCACUGUCCUAAAGCAUCUACACUUCAAAGAAGCAAAACUGUGACUAUUCCACCUUCAGUAUCCAUCCCAGAUACAGAGAAGCCUGACAACAGAAGGAUAUGCACCAGGAGGUCCUCUCGGGGAGUGGCGGGUGAGUGUGCAUCUGGUUCAUUACAAAUUGAGGUGCCAAAGUCAGCCAAGAGUCACAUAAAAUCACUCAAUAACUUUAGCAGCAUUCAAAAAGAACAGACAGUUACUUCUGAUCCUGAAAGUAGCCCAGAUGCACCUAACAGAUUUGCUAUUGAAAAUGCAGGCCAGAAAAGGAAAGAAUCCCUGGCAGAUGCACCUAAGGACUCGAGAAGUUCAAGAGAUUCACAUGAUUCAGUUUCAUCUCUCUGUAUUGACAAAGAGAGUAAGGAGAAAAAACUGCAGGCCAGUUCACCAAGUAGUGCAGGUUCAAGAGAAAAAGAACUGAAUGCCAGCAGAAGUGCUUCCCAAGAAAGAAUGUUGCUAUCUGUGCAAAAUCAAAACUCUGAACUUUUAUGUGAAGAUUCAGAUAAUUUACACAAGCCAGAAAGAUGUAAAGUUGCUAAACUGCUUCCUGCAAAGAAUGGUUCACCAGAUACUCCAGAAGACACUGUGUUAAAGGAGGACAAAGGGGAAAAAAAGAGUCCCCUCUUGUCAUCCAUUAAAGAAGAAUCAUCUGCUUGUGAUACUCCUUGGUCUGUUGGAAGGCCUCAUACAUGCUUACCUUCAUCAACAUCAUCAUCAUCAUCAUCAUCAUCAUCAUCAUCUACAUCCCCUGCCCUGCUUCCUGUCAGGAGAAGCUCAAGGCUUAGGAAUCAGUCCAGUGAUGCCUCCUUUCUAACAAAGGACUCAAGAAAGGCAGACAGCUCUAGUGCCCAUUCUGAGAGUGAACAAGAAAUUAAAGGUGAGGACAAGAAUACACCUGGAAGUCCUAAGAACUUAAGAAGAAGUAUGCGCAGCAGCACAACCCCUCGGAAGGCCCUUAGUGAAGCAAGGUUGUUGACUGAGUAGGGGCUCUUGUCCUGUGGAGCAUUGUGUUGUGAAUUUUCAUGCAAAAGAGUAUAGUAGGACUGUGCAUUUGGUGACUAAAUUUUUUUUUUUUAAAUCACGUUGCCAAACAUGAAAUUGCCAAAUGCAAAAAAGAAAGGUAUCAGUAGUAUAAGAGCCAUCACAAAGUUACACUUUUGCUUAAUUUGUGAUGUAUUACAUAAAUUUUUGUUACCAACCAUUACGAGAUAGCUAAAGAUAGAAUAUAUUUACAAAAAUGGAAUGAAACUGAAAGCCAUGAAAUAAGUAUUACAUAACGAACAUUAGUUUGGAUAAAUUCUGCUUCCUUCAGCUGUGAUUUGUCAGAUGUAUCCUAGCUGAAGGAAAUUAUCUCUGUCUGUGUUGAAAUAUUAACUCUAAAUAAUGAAACUGCAAAGUAAUACUAUGUAUAAGAUUAGUAAAUAUACAGUAUGUGUACUGAUGUUCUGUAUGCAUGAAAAUAAACAUGACCUAUUCUUAUCUAUAAAAAUAUAAGAACAUAAGAAAAGUUACAAGAAGGUAGUAGGCAUACAUAUGGCUGUCCCUGUGUAAAAUGUACAACUUUUGUCCACCAGCCAUCCCCAUACAUAUAGAAACAAAUCAAGACAGCAGUUGAUAUGUAUUGCAGAAUAUGACAUUGAUAAGACACCCCAUGCCAGAUAUGUAGUCUUGGUGUAAGUGUAAUAUCUUGUAUUGCAAAUGCUAAUCAGUUUUGCAGUGCAUUUUAAGUUAAAUUUUGUUUUAAUUCUUUACACAAGUUUGUAUUUUAUUUCUUGUUUUGAGAUAGCUUAAUCUUUUAUACUAUUAUUUCAGUGUUGAAAUUUCUUUGUUCAAGUUCAUUAUUAUAGAUAAUAUUGAAUACCAAUGUCUUGGCAAAUGUUUUGUAACUAUAAUAAAAAGAAAACAUUUUUAUACUAAAGAUAACACUUAAUGUAUUGAAAUGUUCAAUGAGUUCAUUAAGCUUUCCAUAUUCAUCAUUAAAAAUGAAAACUGUUA